GCUUUUGGAGUACAGUCGAAAGGCGAAGGCCCCGCAGCACUCACCGUCAUCAUCACGCACGCACUCGCAAGAGAGUGCCGCUCGCGUCGCUUUCCAGCUCGAAGUACGCGCUCGCCUGCGUCCCAUUCAAAAGUCGCAGUUUGGACGUCGCGACUGCUGCUGCGGCCCGGCUCCUCCUCCUCCUCCUCAUCCCAAAUCCUGCGAAGUGUGGAUAAUAAUUUAGCCAGUUUUUUAAUCGCCGGACGCAGGCGAGGUGAAUGAUCGAUCGAUCAAUCGGAAUCUGGCCCGGAGUCGUCGGGAGCCGGGGGCCCGGGGGAAUUAUGGCAGGAGUGUCUGACAGAAGGAUCGAUCGAUGAGUCGAAGGGAAGGAAGGAGAGGGAGAGUCGUAGAGGCGAGGGGUAUUUCUGAGCUGUGGGGCAAGUGUUCGGCCUUGUUACCGUUUGAGUGUCAGACUGCGGGCGAUGGCAGAGGCCCUCGUCGCCGAGUGGUCGGUCAGAGCCGAGCAGCAGGAGGCGGUGGGGAAGUGGCGAGCUCUCCCCUCGCUCGGUCCAGCUGAUGCCUGACUGGUCGAUCCGCUCCUUCCUCCGAUUCGGGUAGAGCAUUCAAUACCAGUUCUGCUGCUUCGGCCUUUCUGCCUUCCUCUCCUCCGGAACCGACCCGAUUUGCUGCUGCUGCUGCUGCUCCACCUCCUCCUCUUGUCGCGGCCUACCGUUCUUACCGUUUGUGGGCUCGCUCGUGGACGCGAGCGAUUCACUUCCCUUGAUUCAUCCAUUGAGCUGCUCGCAUCUGUGCGCAGGAGGAGCUCGGAGCUUCUUUGAUUUCACUGCAAGAAGCAGCGAUUCGGGUUCCCGCAUCGCUGGGCUGGCUGGGCUGCAUUGCAUUCACGAGUCGGAACGAGGGGGAGGGAGAGGGAGAGGGAGAGAUUGAGAGAGGAAUAGGGGAGGCGUCAUCAUGCGCAUUGCGUCGAUUUGCGGUUUGGGUGAUUAGAGAUGGCCCGUCGAGUGAUGUUCGAGGAGCGACGAGUCCCGCGGAGUGAUUGACUUGACUGGUUGAGGAAUGUGUGGUAGAUAGAAGGCAAGAACUCUCGACCUGUAUGGAGAGACCGAGCAUUUGACGACAGAGAGUCGAGUCGAAAGGCAGGAACCAUGUUGAAGUCCAAUCGAAGGCUGCGCGACGAGGUCGUGGGACUUGGUGGCAGCAGUAUCAGGAGCGAGGAGCAGGCCAGCUCGGGCUCGCCUGUGCCCAGAACUCCCGAGAAGAGCCGCGCAGGAGGAGGUGGCGGUGGUGGUGGUGCUAGAGGAGGAGGAGAAGAGAAGAUUUUCGUGACUGUGAGAGUGAGACCACUGAGCAGCAGGGAGUUAGCCAGGGGCGAUGUCGCAGAUUGGGAAUGCCCGGACGAACACACCGUUCUCUUCAAGCACCCUCUCCCCGACCGCUCUCCAUAUCCAGCUUCUUACGCCUUCGAUAGAGUAUUCGGACCCGAUUGUCCGACGCAGCGCGUGUACGAGGAGGGCGCCAAGGAUGUCGCUUUGUCCUCCCUGACGGGCUUGAACUCCACGAUCUUUGCCUAUGGUCAAACGAGCAGCGGGAAAACUUUCACAAUGCGAGGUGUGACGGAAACAGCAGUUCGAGAUAUUUACAGUCUCAUUGAGAAGAAUCAAGAGAGAAACUUUGUGCUGAAGGUUUCUGCUUUAGAAAUCUACAACGAGAUCGUGAAAGACCUCCUUAAUCCUGAUAGCGGUCCGCUGCGACUCCUCGAUGAUCCUGAUCGUGGAACGGUGGUUGAGCGUCUACAAGAAGAGAUCGUGCGGGACGCAAAUCAUCUUCGACAAAUUAUCUCCAUCUGCGAAGCUCAACGACAGGUGGGAGAGACGUCGCUGAACGACACUUCUUCGAGAUCUCACCAAAUCAUUAGAUUGACGGUGGAAAGUUCUCCCCGAAUACAAGAUGCAGGCCUCGCGAAUGCUUUGGUCGCCAGCUUGAAUUUCGUGGACUUGGCUGGAAGCGAGCGCGCUUCCCAAACACAAUCCGAAGGAGCUCGAUUGAAGGAGGGUUGCCACAUCAAUCGUAGUCUGCUUACCCUUAGUACAUGCAUCCGAAAGCUCAGUGCGGGAGGCAAGGCGAAGGGUCACAUUCCUUACAGGGAUUCGAAAUUGACUCGAAUUUUACAACAUUCCCUUGGAGGGAAUGCAAGAACAGCAAUUAUAUGCACAAUGAGUCCAGCCCACACUCACGUCGAGCAGACGAGAAACACUCUAUUCUUUGCCACCCGGGCCAAGGAGGUCACCAACUCUGCACAUGUCAAUCUGGUUGUUUCCGAUAAAGUAUUGGUCAAGCAGCUGCAACGGGAGGUGGCCAGACUUGAAGCUGAAUUACGUGUUCCUGACUCCCCUUCAAGUACAUCAUCCACCGCCGAGGCUUUAUUGACAUCUGAGGCUCUGCUCCAAGCGAAGGAGGAACAGAUCCGAAAGAUGGAAUUGGAAAUGAGGGAAAUUAUUAGACAGCGUGACGCUGCCCAAGUACGGUUGAAUGAGGUUACUGAAAGAAUGAAGGAGGCAGAGCAACAAGCAGAGCAGCGAAAGAAAGAAUUGGAGCAGCAAGCUAAGGAACUGCAAGCUCUGGAGUCCCCUUGUCGACUUCAAACUCCAACCUUUAAAACACAAGGGCAGCUUCCAUCGAUUCCUUCCUCCUGUGAGAGUUAUGAGGAUAGUGCCACUAACAACAGCCGUGCACUGGUGGUGGUGCGGAGGAACCUAGCGGAUGACUUGGAGGGCAAACAUUCCGUCAGAUCAAAGGGUUCAACCUUGAGGCAGUCAAACUCAGCAUCCCUUAUGUUGGUGCAAGAGAUCCGUAAACUAGAGCACUUGCAAGAUGAGCUUGGCGAAGAUGCCAACCGUGCCCUGGAGGCUCUGCAGAAGGAAGUUGAGUGUCUUCGUCUAGCCCAGGCCGGUAUGAACCAAGAUGCUGCCCAGACCAUUAAAAAGCUGCAGGAAGAGAUUCGUAACACACAUGCACUAAGGCAGGCCACCACUUCGGCCAGGGAUGCUGAUGGUGCAGAGCCUCAACCACCAGUCGCCGUCAUGAACAGCAUGAACAAGUCCCUGAGGCAGGAGCUAACCCGGCUUCAGGCCAUGGGCGAGAAUGACAAAAACGAAGCCAAUGCCACCAUCGCCACCUUAGAAGAACAGCUUGAGAGUGUUCAAAAGUCUUUAGAUAAGCUCGUCCUCCAAGAGAAUCCUCAAGAUCCUCCUGCAGCUGCAGAUGAAGACUCUAAGACACCCACCAGACGCAAGAAAUCUGUUCCCCAAAACAUGAGCGGAAGCAGCCGCCAGAGACUCAUGGCGGGCAGCCCACCUUGCUCUCCACAGAGCGCUCGUAAGAAGUACGAGAACAACGAAAACACUCCUCCCCGCGGAGGUCGGGACGUCAACGCGUCUCCUCAUCUGGGUGACAGCGUCUCGCCCGCCCAGAAGCAAAGAACGCCCGGCAAGGGACACAUGGCUGAGGACGGCCAAGGUACCUUGAAUUCCAAGGACAGCAUGUACCGACGAAGUAAUUCCGUCGACAUACGGAAGAUGCAAAAUCUCUUCAAGACUGCUGCCGAAGACAACAUCAAGAGCAUUCGUGCUUAUGUCACGGAGUUGAAGGAGCGGGUGGCCAAGCUCCAGUACCAGAAGCAGCUUCUUGUGUGUCAGGUUCUGGAAUUAGAGGCUAACACCAACAAUGAUGAGGAGGCAGUGGAGGAGGAGCCUCAUGUGGAGGUGGCACCAGUUGUACCGUGGUCUCCAAGCGCUUGGCGGAAGCAGUACGAGAAGCAACGCAGGGUCAUCAUUGAGCUGUGGGAUGCUUGCCAAGUAUCGAUCAUACACAGGACUCAGUUCUAUUUGCUGUUCAAGGGAGAUCCUGCGGAUGCCAUCUAUUUGGAGGUUGAGCUCAGGAGACUGAACUGGCUCCAGGAGAACUCGGCAACAGCUGCGUUCGAGGCCACUCACAGUGGUUACCAGUCAGCUUCGUCAGAAGACCUUUUGGCAAACACAAGUCCACUGUCUGCAGGACUCCGGAACUUGAAGAGGGAAAGGGAAAUGUUAGCGAAGCGCAUGAGAUCACGAAUGAACCCGGAAGAGCGUGAGGAGCUUUUUGGUGAGUGGGGUAUUCCGUUGGAGGCCAAGCAGCGUAAACUUCAGCUGUGUAACAAAAUUUGGAUGGACCCUUACGACAUGGAUCAUGUGCAAGCCAGUGCGGAGGUCGUGGCAAGGAUAGUGGGCUUCUGGGAGCCUGGGAGCGCCGCAUCCAAGGAGAUGUUCGAGCUGAACUUCGCACCUCAGAGCCAAACCAAGAACCCAUUGGUGGCCGGGUGGAAUCAGAUCACCACCCUCCUCAACAUUUAGGAACGUCUUGCAGAUCACGGUUUGAGCACACGCAAGCUUCCUGCCCAUUCUCGAACGAGGGUACGCAAGGCGAGGUGCCGGAACUUUUCACGAGUCAAGGACCUUGUCCUCAGAGCAUCACAUCGUGAUCCAACGACUAAUGCAAGGCAAUCUCGAUCCAUGCUAUUCUCAUGAGUGCGCAUGCACAACAAUCGGAGCUCUCGAUGAAAGGUUUCGAGCUUAGCCUCCGGUUUCGAGUUCAGUAUACUCUGCUCUGGAGCGGUGUUUGAGGGUGCAGCAGCUGGUAGCUGAGUUCUCGUAGACUUCAAUCGCCAAAUGGGUUGCAGGUUCCGAUCACAUCCUGUAUUGUAUCCAUAAUUUUCUUGUGCAGGGAAUUCCUCGUACAAUCUUCGAAUUCCGACAUUCUUGUAAUUUAAUUUGGUGGGCGGGGGAGUUUAAGAAUUCUUGCAGAGUUUGCCUGCAUCCUUUUGAGGAAGGGCGUCGAGUUCAUGGGACACAUUUUAGAGACCAUUGAUCUGCAACAAGCUCCCUGCGACCUUCGUCCACCUCCCGGCUGAAGAUGGAAAGAUGGAAAGAUGGAUAGAGUUUAUUUUAGAUGUAAAGUAACAAAGGUAACGUAGCAAGGGUGGCUGGUGCAGCUUGGAACAGGUCUCUUUAGAAGUUACUGACAGCAACUUGCUGAACACAACCGUCGGAUCUUAUUCUUGGUCCAGUUGUAGUAUAAGUGUUGUAGUACUGAUAGAGUACUCAUGUCACGAACAGUAGAAGGGUGAUUUCGAGAAGGCAAAUCCCAUCGGUUGUGCAGCAGUGGUGGAGGGAAAGUGCAUGGCUGGCUAGCUGGCUGGCUACGGGCUACGUGAACUGAUUAGCCUUGGAUUCAAUAUCAAUACAAUCUUUAGCAAACCAAAGAGUGUAAAAGAUUCACUUGGUUUCUGAGCCACUUGCGCCAGUCUAAUAUGAUCUCCUUUUGGUGUGAAUUUCG
This is a messenger RNA of Marchantia polymorpha subsp. ruderalis, 5370 nucleotides long. The record is from the annotation of a GenBank genome assembly. Lineage: Eukaryota; Viridiplantae; Streptophyta; Marchantiopsida; Marchantiales; Marchantiaceae.